AUGUCAACAGCAAGCAGAAACAACCACAACAAGUAUGGCAAUCAUCAGUUACCAUCCAAAUCACUGAUACAGUGGAAUCCUGAACAUUCCAGUGCCUUAGAAAUUCUCAUUGAAAGGAUAACUUCUCCACCUAUCCUCGCCUAUCCACAAUACAACGAUCCAUUCCUUGUACAUACUGACGCUUCGCAAGACGGUCUCGUUGCUGUUCUCUACCAGAGACAACCAGGCAUAUUGAGAGUCAUCGCAUAUGCAUCCAGGACAUUGACCCCUGCAGAAAAAAAUUAUCAUCUUUAUUCUGGGUAA
This is a messenger RNA of Paramuricea clavata, 303 nucleotides long. The record is from the annotation of a GenBank genome assembly. NCBI's taxonomy places the organism in Eukaryota, Metazoa, Cnidaria, Anthozoa, Malacalcyonacea, Plexauridae.